GCAAUUGAAUUUCAAUUUCCACUCCCCACUUAAUAUCUCCGCCCUUCGGCCUCUCAGCUCACAACGCACAACACAUAAUACACCCUCUUUCUCUUUCUCUCUCUCCUGUUCGUCUCUCUUUUCCUCUCAUUUCAAACCCUAAUCUAACCCUAUUUAACCGGAUUCGCCAUGAAAGGAGGUAAAUCCAAGUCAGAAGCCAAGAGCUCAAGGCUUGCUGUGAGCAAGAAGCCUACAAAAGCAGCUGGAAAGAAAGCGGGAAAGGCAGCUAAAGAUCCAAACAAGCCCAAGAGGCCGGCCAGUGCCUUCUUCGUUUUCAUGGAGGAGUUCCGUGAGCAGUACAAGAAGGAGCACCCUAAAAACAAAUCAGUAGCUGCUGUUGGUAAAGCUGGUGGUGAGAAAUGGAAGUCCAUGUCUGAGGCUGACAAAGCACCAUACGUUGCUAAGGCUGAGAAACGCAAGGCUGAUUAUGAGAAAGAAUUGAAAAGCUAUAAUAAGAGACAGGCUGAAGGCCCAAAGGCGGAUGAUGAAGAGGAGUCUGAGAAGUCAAUGUCAGAGGUGAACGAUGAGGAUGAUGAUGAGGAGGGCAGUGGAGAUGAGGAUGAUGACGAGUAGGAAUUGGCGAGGAAGAUAGCAUAGUCAUUUAGGCUGUGACAGUGUUUGGACAACAUAUGUUAAUGUUUUGUGCUUCAUGUUAAUUUUUUUAGAUACUUUUAUCAUGUAAGGAUGA
This is a messenger RNA of Pistacia vera, 727 nucleotides long. Its product is annotated as high mobility group B protein 2-like. The record is from RefSeq and is a predicted model, not a curated record. Lineage: Eukaryota; Viridiplantae; Streptophyta; Magnoliopsida; Sapindales; Anacardiaceae. Bases 169 to 612 code for a protein of 147 amino acids. The transcript has 8 exons.